Closterium sp. Yama58-4 is the source of this 1056-nucleotide messenger RNA. The record is from the annotation of a GenBank genome assembly. NCBI's taxonomy places the organism in Eukaryota, Viridiplantae, Streptophyta, Zygnematophyceae, Desmidiales, Closteriaceae.
AUGUUUGUCCGCCACACGCGUAGCAGCACGGCCGUCCCCGACCGCCAGAAGGAUCUCCCUGUGGUGGUUUUCGCCUCUCGAAAGUCCAAGACGAAUGCGACCAACAGGCUGACCCACCAAUUCUUGGCCCGGCACAUCAACUUCGCGCUCUGCGGUGUUGGUGGUCUUUUUCUGUGGAUUCAUUUCGUCUACGACCUCGUGCCACUGCGAUUCGGAGCGGACAUCAUUCCGCCACUGGACUUCAGCGACCCCCUCCAGUGGUCAAAGAAGCACAUUUUUUUCCCAUUGAGGCACGGAAGGGAACAACUGCAGGAAGAGCUUCCGUACGUGACUCACAACAACUGGAUUAAUUGGGUCAUGAACGAAGUAGCUCAACCGCCCUGGCGGAUUAGCAAAAAGACCCAUGCGUUUCGCCGAUCGGGAGCCCAAGGCCUGAGUGACGAUCGCUGUCCCGACCCCGACAUCAACGCUCUCGGCGGCUGGGAGCAGGGCGAGAUGCGAAAAUCCUACGUCGUGGGAGUUCCGUUUUGGCCGGUCUUGAUGAUGGCCGGAUUCAGUGGGGAGCCGGGAGAUUACUACGUUGGCAGAGCGCACGCUAAACUUGACAAUCCAACCGAGUGGGAACAGUUGCAAGACCUCUUCAAGCUGUUCAUCUUCCCGCGCCUCGAAUCUGAUUUGGCAAAGGGUGUGAAGGACGAUACUGGCGACAAAAAAAUGAAGCGGAUGAGGAACGUGAUGCUCACCGUCGAGAAGUACAAGGCUAAUGAAUCGGAGGAGGCCACCCGAGAUGCCAUUGCGAAGAUCCAAAAGGACGUGGUGGAUCGGAGUUCGAUCAGCGCUCUGGCGGAUGGCGUGAUUCUCGGAAACGAGCCACCUCCGAAGAGGGAUAAUCCCGGCAAGGAUAAGACGACGGAGAACAAGCGCCGCAAGGUCGGGUACCUCUUCUUCGCCGCCCAGAUGGAAGGUGACGCGUGGGGAGAGAAGAUGUUUGGGGAAGAUGUUUGGAAGCAGAUCAAGAUUGACGAGCCAAAGAAGCUGGCUAAACUGAAGAAGUAG